Messenger RNA from Micropterus salmoides (largemouth bass), 3985 nucleotides. RefSeq lists its product as uncharacterized. The transcript has 6 exons. The record is from RefSeq and is a predicted model, not a curated record. Lineage: Eukaryota; Metazoa; Chordata; Actinopteri; Centrarchiformes; Centrarchidae. The coding region runs from base 128 to 1267 and encodes 379 amino acids.
AGAAGAAGACGGCAUGGAGAACGAGGAAGUGCCGGCAAAUCAUGUGUGAGACAGAGGGGCCGGUUAGGUAGCAAGUUUUAGUUGACAUUUUUUCCAAACGAUACCUGUCCUCAGUUGUAUCACACUCAUGGCGGAGCGCGGCAGGAACAGCGGCCACCAAGCUGAAGCACAUGACGGGACAAACGACAGAAAUGUCCCUGAGCCUGGGUUUGGGACAGGUGACCUUACUGUGACUGUCCCUCGGGGGCUCCGGUCCUCAAAUCAUAACCAGAGGAAAAAGUUAGUCCUGCAUAUCGACCUCAACAACACCAUACUGGUGUCGGACGCCGUGACUGGCCAGGGGACUGUAGCUGCUCUGGACUAUUUUCUCACAACUGUCACCUGGGGAAAGAUGAGCAAACAAGGAAAGUGGGAAUGGCUGAGUGAUUCUCCCUCCCUGCUCCCACCGUGCAGUGAUGCUGUCAGUUAUUACUCUCAGUUUGGACGGAUACCAGGUUUCACAUCAGCUGCCGGGCGACGUUUCCGCGGAGUUCUGGAUGAGCAUCUGGACCUGCUUCGCUGGCCCGAGGGCAUCCAGAGGGACAGAGAGCUGGCUGUAAAAGGAGAGGAUGGACGACUGUACCACUGGAUCCUCCCCUCCUUCUUCCAGCUGCUCAAAGACCUGGUGCAGGAAGGAAGGGAGUUUGCCAUCCUUUUUCGUACGUUUGGAACCGACCUACCUCGUGUGCUGAAGGCUGUAUCCAGAGCCCUGAAUGAAGGGACUCAUCCACUGUUCCCGGAUCUGCCUGAUCUCAAGUUAAGUGUGAAUAUGACUCCAGGCAAGAUCCGCUGCAGCAAGAGGGGAGUCGUGCUUAGCCGAGCCGAGGAACGCGUGUCGACAUGUGAUGGAGAAAGAGGACUGUACCAGUACUUCAGCUCAGUCCAGGGCCUGGGGGGCUUUCAGGACCACUUUGACUGGUGGGCUACAAAUACCUUCUCCAUCCGUGGGGGAAAGCCGCUGUGGGUCGACCCCUUUGACCAAAAUGUUCAGCACAUCUUCAUAGAUGACAACAUAAGACAGAACGACGAGGAUACCAUAGUUCAUCCCAAGGUUUUCUUGGACCCAGGUGGGGCCGAGACUCGUACAGCCUGCACUUCUGAGCUCUAUGAUAUCACACUGGUCCAGACUGACCUCCUCCGGGCCAUUUCUGACCCGAGCCACUUCACUCAGCGCGUCCACAUCUGCCUGGAAAACUAUGAAAGGAAUCUCCAGCAGGGGACAGGUUAGAACACAGUUCAAACUAGGCCCACCCUCCAUGUUUGUCUGUGUGACAACAUCCAGUUUAGGGUUCUGUUUACCCAGACACCACAAUCCCAGCACAGACGGAGCAUGCAGACGCAGUAGGUACGGUUAUUAAACACAAAGGCUGAUGACUUAUUUAAGGACUGGAGUUCAUCAAAACCAUAAAUGGAAUUUGUUUACAUAUGGAGGACAUGAAUAAAUACGCAGAUGAGGAAGGAUCACAAUUAUGUGGUAAAAGAAAUCUUUAGAAGGACAAACUAAAUGCACAUAAGGGAGGUUUAGAAGCAGCUUGAUAAGUUGGAUUUUAAUACCAUGCAUAUUUUACUUUAUCUACUCCAGGACAACAGUAAAAGGAUGUGAGCUUAUACAAAGAGCAUAUAACAAAUAGAUUGUACUGUCUGCUGGCCUAAGGUGAACCGCCACAAAGAGUUUUUGACUUAAUUAGCCAUUAAAGUGGCCAGGCCAGCCUCUUUGAUUGCAGCAAAGGCUCUGUGACUAAUCACGCCACGGGAUAAUUGCCCUAACUCUCUGAAAUCUGUUUCAGACAGCAUAAUUGGGGGCACAUAUGGUGAAACACUAUUCAAGUGUUGCAUUAGGCUAGCCGUCUAGUGAGAAGAAUACACCGGGGUUUUGUUUUAUCUCUUGUUUUUCAUCCUCAGGGUGUGACACUUUUAUGUAGCUUCUCCCUUAGAUGUUAAGACAUGUAUUUUAACUUCUGUUGUUUUCCAUCAAAUGCAUUGUGUACAUCCACUCAGAACUUAAAGUUAAUACUUCCAGAUGUCUGAUUACUGACUAUGACUGUGUAACUUAAGGGUGAUACCUGUCUAAUGUGAGUACAGAGGGUAUGCGCAUGACGUCACAGAACGCAGUUACGCUCGCUGAGUGGCAGAAAGACGAGCAGCAGUGUUGGCCUGAAUCAGCUAAAACAUAAACCACACAUCACAAAUGGGAAAGAGCUGGACCACUGGUUCUUUGGUAAACAGUUGCCUUUUAAUUUGAGCAAAUAAUGACUUGUUUUACAAUCUGUUUGCUGAACGCAGCCAUGGUAACGGAUGUUUUUCCACUCAGUCCAGCGUGUUCCGGAAGGGGAAGUGACAUCAACGCAUACCCUCUAUAUUGCUUGUAAAUGUCACAAAACGACCUAAUUAGAUUCAUAACGACACAUAUCAUUUCCUGAUCUGAUCAGGUAAGAGUAAUCCACAUCCUUGCUCCGUCAGAGCACUUUGAUUAUACGAAGUAAUAUCUUCUGAAAGCACUGAGACGUAUCAUUAAGUUGAACAUGGAUUUGGGAUGUGUUGGCACUGAAUUAUUUACUGUGCUUUUUAUUAUUUGAAAGCGCCCUUGUGUGAAACAUUUAAUUUGUGUGGAUGUUUUGGUAAUUUGUGCUUUGAAGGUUUUAGAAAAUAUUUAUUGUUAAGCUUCCAGGGAGAUUUUUCAUUGCUGUAUUUUCCUCAGGUCAGAUUUAGAGAGACCACUGAAGGCCAACAGUAUUAAUAAUCUAUUGACAAAUACUGAAAUGUAGGUUUCUGAGACCCACUGAGAACAGUUGAGUGAUAAUGCCAUUCUUAUACUUUUUUGAGUAUAUGGUGAGCAUGGAUUUCCUUAACAAGAGAACACGCAAGUGGAUAUAUUGAUAAGGAAAAUACAAAGACAAUAGUGGGUUGGAAGGCUUUGUUGGUGAUGGUUACAUUAAAUUAUUAUACACUUUUGCGUUGGCACAGUUUUCAUAACGGAGUUUCAUUGUGCAAACACAAAAUGCUAUACUCACACAAUGAAAACAUCCACAUUAAAUGAGGUAAUAGAUCAUGCAUAGGUUAAUCAGAGCACCGCAGCAUUGAUACGUUUAUCAGGGAAUUUUAAUUACUGUUGCAUUUGAGAGUAAAUUAAUAAUUAGGAUAUACUGCUGUCAAACAGCUCAUAUCAAAACAGUCUCAAGUGAUUGUUUCCCUAAGACUAUACAAGUGGCAAGAAAAUAGUUGAUGUAGGGCAAGAAUUACCUAAAUUUUAUUUAUUAAAUAUGUUUUAUUACUGUAAAUAUAGACAACAAUAAAUUCUACAUUCAUACAAGUCAAAAUGACUACUUUACUGCAUCAGUUUACUUUUCCUGCUCUGUGUCAACCACAAAGUUUGUUGCAUAUUGCUCAAGACACCAAGCGCAUGGCAGUUACUUGUUAUACGUUUGAUUAUCUAGAAUACAGUAAACUACAGUAUUAUGAAAAGCAGGCAGAAAUGCCUGCAAGCACAUGUUGCAUUGAUUCAAAAUAAAAAACAUAAUAGGACAAAUUUCUUGCAUUAGGAGUUUUGCACACUGAAACUCUCCCAUGAAAACUUAAGCCUAAGCAAUUGUUAAGUACUGUCAUAUUGUGCAUUGAAGUCUCAUCACAUGGUUAAUGAUGCAUUUGAAUGCUCAUCACAUUAAAACUUGUACAUUUUAUUUAUUUUUGUGAAAUAUUUCCAUUUGCUGUUAAAUAAAUCUGUAAGGUUUUUAUUAAACUAUUGUGUUUUGCAUAAUGACAGCUUACUGUACACACACAACAUAAGAUGAUUCAUGUAUUAGAGUUCAUUUGGUUUGGCCAUCGCUGCUCAGUAUAAAUCUUUGUUGAUCAAUAUCUGUACUUGUUUGUGGUGUAACUUCUGUGUGUAUGUGACCAGGUCAGGUCCAUUGGGGAUUAAUUAAAGAAAAUACAAAGGGUGGUAAGAACA